Messenger RNA from Salvelinus fontinalis (brook trout), 4888 nucleotides. RefSeq names its product zinc finger protein 271-like. The record is from RefSeq and is a predicted model, not a curated record. Bases 920 to 4084 code for a protein of 1054 amino acids. The transcript is spliced from 9 exons. NCBI's taxonomy places the organism in Eukaryota, Metazoa, Chordata, Actinopteri, Salmoniformes, Salmonidae. Gene Ontology annotation, biological process: regulation of transcription by RNA polymerase II. Gene Ontology annotation, cellular component: nucleus. Gene Ontology annotation, molecular function: RNA polymerase II cis-regulatory region sequence-specific DNA binding; DNA-binding transcription activator activity, RNA polymerase II-specific.
UUACAAUGACGGCCUACUAAAAGGCAAAAGGCCUCCUACGGCGGCUGGGAUUCAAAAUAAGAAUACAUCUGCUCUGUUCAUCUUUCCAUUCGAUCCUGACUAGUCUCCCAGUCCCUGCCGCUGAAAAACAACCCCACAGCAUGAUGCUGCCACCACAAUGCUUCUCCGUAUUUGCUCUGUUGUUUACAGGAUGAUUUGUAUCUUAUAGAGCGUGGCUUUAAGGGAGUAGUAAGUUCACAUCUAGAUACAAACGAAUGUGAAAAAUGAACAGAGCAAAUGUGCUUUAACACACAACCUAUUCAUGGAAGUAUUUAUUCAUCAUCCAUGCUUCUACACCUGCAUUGCUUGCUGUUUGGGGUUUUAGGCUGGGUUUCUGUACAGCACUUUGAGAUAUCAGCUGAUGUAUGAAGGGCUAUAUAAAUACAUUUGAUUUGAUAUUCAUAUUAAGCAUCUACGUCUGUGUACAGGAAAGUAUUAUUUGUAAGACGUAAGGGAAAAAACAUCAGCUUAUUGUUAAAUUAUUAUGACGUUCUUUCCAGUACAAAAAGUGUAGUAACUGUUGUUUCUAAACUGCGUUACCCACUCCAGUCAGCAGAUGGCGGAUGUGCGUCUUUCAGGUGAUGCUUCUUGCGUGACGUAUAAUUUACUGGACGGAACGCUUCUUCACCAACAACAACGCACCUACUCUUUCAUCCAUCUUGGUAGCUUGCUUGCCAACAUAAAGCUGAAAGAUUGACGCUUUAGACCACGUUAAUGUAAAUUAUCUACUCUCAAUGUUGUAAACACAAUUCUGUAGACGUAUUAACUGGUUAACUUGAACCUAAUUUGCUUGUUCAAUUUGCAAACUUGUUAAAGAUUGAUGCUGAGCCUACCACUAGGCUAGUCGCUAAUGCUAACUAGCUAGCUAACAUUACUGACCAUGAGUUCACUAAACUACUCAUCCCCUGCUAAAGAAGAGGAGGUCUGCUGUACGGAGAAAGAAGCUCUGGCGCUGAACAUUGUUGUGGAAGAAGAAGAGGAGGGUAUUACAGUGAAAGGAGAGAAAGAACCUUUCAGAAUGGAAGAGGAGGCUGUUAUAGUGAAGGAAGAAGAGAAAGAACCUUUCAGAAUGAUAAAGGAGGAAGAGGAGGCUGUUAUAGUGAAAGAAGAGGAGGCUAUUAUAGUGAAGGAAGAAGAGGCUGUUAUAGUGAAGGAAGAAGAGGCUAUUAUAGUGAAGGAAGAAGAGGCUGUUAUAGUGAAGGAGGAAGAGGCUGUUAUAGUGAAAGAAGAAGAGAAAGAACCUUUCAGAAUGAAAAAGGAGGAAGAGGAGGCUAUCUCAAUAAAGGUGAAGAUGGAAGACGUUUUUGGGAUGAAAGAGGAGGAGACAGAAAAUCUGAUAAACACCAGAGAGAGACAUGACUAUUGUGGAUCCUCUGGGGAGCCUCAUCAACAUCCUGAUGCUGACGAGUCAGAGAAGAGUCUCUCCAGAUCAGAACACCAGAUGGACAACGCUAGCCCUUCCUCCCUCCCGAAGUCCCUGUGUCGUGGCUCUCCCGGUAGCGCCUUACUGCUGGGUAUGAAGAGGUUGUCUGUGCUACUGGUGGACUGCAGGAAAUCAACGGGGCUGAGUGGAACUGUGAGAGGAGGAGAAGAGAAGAAAGGAUCAGAUUUGACUCAUCAAAGAGAAAGACCAGACUCAGAGGAACCAGAGCCAGGGACGUCCAAACCAGCAAGACGAUACCAGUGCUCCCACUGUAGAAAGGGUUGUAACCGUUUAUGGGACCUGAAACAACAUGAGAAAAUACACACAAGGGAUAAGCCUUACCACUGCUCCCAGUGUGGAAAGAGUUUUAAGCUUUUAGGAACCCUUAAAGCUCAUGAGAGAAUACACACAGGGGAUAAAAUACACACAAGGGAGAAGCCUUACCACUGCUCCCAGAGUGGAAAGAGUUUUAACCAGAAAGCACACCUGAAAGCCCAUGAGAGAAUACACACAGGGGAGAAGCCUUACCACUGCUCCCAGUGUGGAAAGUGUUUCAACCAGUCAGGGGAGCUGAAACAACAUGAGAGAAUACACACAGGGGAGAAGCCUUACCACUGCUCCCAGUGUGGAAAGUGUUUCAAACAGCCAGGGCAUCUGAAACGGCAUGAGAUAAUACACACAGGGGAGAAGCCUUACCACUGCUCCCAGUGUGGAAAGUGGUUCAGCCAGUCAUGGGAGCUGAAACGGCACGAGAGAAUACACACAGGGGAGAAGCCUUACCACUGCUCCCAGUGUGGACAGUGUUUCAAGCAGUCAAGGGAGCUGAAACAACAUGAGAGAAUACACACAGGGGAUAAGCCUUACCACUCCUCCCAGGGUUCAAAGCUUUUUGAGUUGGCUGAUAUCCCAUUUAAUGAGCUAACAUCCCUGACCAUGAGCUCAUUAAACUACUCAUCCCCUGUUAAAGAAGAGGAGGUCUGCUGUACGGAGAAAGAAGCUCUGGCGCUGAACAAUGUCGUGGAAGAAGAAGAGGAGGGUAUUACAGUGAAAGAAGAGAAAGAACCUUUAAUAAUGAAAAAGGAGGAAGAAGAGGUUGUUAUAGUGAAGGAAGAAGAGGCUGUUAUAGUGAAAGAAGAAGAGGCUUUUAUAGUGAAGGAAGAAGAGAAAGAACCUUUCAGGAUGAAAAAGGAGGAAGAGGAGGCUAUCUCAAUAAAGGUGAAGAUGGAAGACGUUUUUGGAGUGAAAGAGGAGGAGACAGAUUAUCUCAUUAUCACCAGACAGAGACAUGACUAUUGUGGAUCCUCUGGGGAGCCUCAACAACCUCCUGAUGCUGACGAGUCAGAGAAGAGUCUCUCCAGAACAGAACACCAGAUGGACAACGCUAGCCCUUCCUCCCUCCUGGAGUCCCCGUGUCAUGCCUCUCCCGGUAGCACCUUACUGCUGGGUAUGAAGAGGUUGUCUGUGCUGCUGGUGGACUGCAGGAAAACAACGGGGCUGAGUGGAACUGUGAGAGGAGGAGAAGAGAAGAAAGGAUCAGAUUUGACUCAUCAAAGAGAAAAACCAGACUCAGAGGAACCAGGGACGUCCAAACCAGCAAGACGACACCAGUGCUCCCACUGUGGAAAGAGUUUUAACCACUUACGUAACCUGAAAACACAUGAGAGAAUACACACACAGGUAAAGCCUUACCACUGCUCUCAGUGUGGAACGGGCUGUAACCGGUUAAGGGACCUGAAACAACAUGAGAGAAUACACACAGGGGAGAAGCCUUACCACUGCUCCCAGUGUGGAAAGAGUUUUACUCAGUUAUGUAACCUGAAAACACAUGAGCGUAUACACACAGGGGAGAAGCAUUACCACUGCUCCCAGUGUGGAAAGAGUUAUACAACAUUUGGGAGCCUGACAAUACAUGAGAGAAUACAUACAGGAGAAAAGCUGUACCACUGCUGUCAGUGUGGAAAGAGUUUUAACCAGAAAGGAUACCUGAAACAACAUGCUAGAAUACACACAGGGGAGAAGCCUUACCACUGCUCCCAGUGUGGAAAGAGUUUUAACCAGAAAGCCCACCUGAACCAACAUGAGAGAAUACACACAGGAGAGAAGUCUUACCACUGCUCCAAGUUUGGGAUGGGUUUUAACCAGUUAAGUGACCUGAAACGACACGAGAGAAUACAUACAGGGGAGAAGCCUCACCACUGUUCCCAGUGUGAAAAGAGUUUUACAAUGUUGGGGAGCCUGAAAAUACACGAGAGAAUGCAUACAGGGGAAAAGCCAUACCACUGCUCCCAGUGUGGAAAGGGUUUUACUACAUUAGGGACCUUGAAAAUACAUGAGAGAAUGCAUACAGGAGAAAAGCCAUACCACUGCUCCCUUUGUGGAAAGAGUUUUACCCACUUAAGUAACCUGAAAACACACGAGAGAAUACACACAGGGGAGAAGCCUUACCACUGCUCCCAGUGUGGAAAGAGUUUUACCCACUUGUGUAACCUGAAAACGCAUGGGCGAAUACAUACAGGGGAGAAGCCUUACCACUGCUCCCAGUGUGAAAAGAGUUUUACAGAGUUAGGUAACAUGAGAAGACAUGAGAUAAAACACAGAGGAGAUAAAGAUGUAGGCUGCUGAACAUUAAGACAUAGGACAAAUAUAGGCCUCUGAACAGUGAGAAAUGGUACAGGUGCAGGUCCAAUACAUGGUGGGUCAGUAUAGGCCUCUGAACAGUGAGAAAUAGUACAGGUGCAGGUCCAAUACAUGGUGGGUCAGUAGUCCUCAGAGACUGAAUGUAGCUUGACUUUCCAGUGUUUUCCCUACUGCAUGUAUUAAAGUGGAUUGUGUUUGUGUGUUUCACAAAAUGAAUUUCCAUGUAAAUGGACAAAGUAUAUCAUAUUUUGUAUAUCGUACUUUGAUCUCAAUUUGAGAGAAAAAAUAUCCAGUUAGAGCAGGGUUUCCCAACUCAGUCCUUGGGGGAAGGUCAGCUUUAAUAUUGAACAUAGAAUGGAGAUUCCAUCAAUGUAAUUGUCUGCAUCAUGGGUAAAUAUACAUAUAUACUGUUAUCUCAGAAUGAUGUUGGGGAUAAUUAAGGAGUGGUCCUAUAAUGUAAACUCUUUACAUGUAUAACUUCAAGUUAAACAAUAAUUUUCACUCAUGACAACUGGUUUCAAUUACAUUUUCAUCAAACUAACAAGCAAAUACUUUCUGAAUUUAUUGUUACAAAUCAACUUGCAAGGUUUCUAGCCAACUAGCCUGCUAACAUUAGCCUUACCAGCCUAUGUAUAAUGUACACUACCAUUCAAAACUUUUAGAACACCUCAGUUUUUCCAGUUUGUAUUGAAAUUCAUACAGUUGAAUGUCUUAAUGUACUCUGAAAUUAAAGCAUCGAAACAAAUAAACAAUUGGAGACAACAAAAAAAAAUGGUGGAGUUGUUUUAU